Messenger RNA from Sodiomyces alkalinus F11, 1458 nucleotides. Its product is annotated as peptidase S13, D-Ala-D-Ala carboxypeptidase C. Gene Ontology annotation, molecular function: serine-type carboxypeptidase activity. The record is from RefSeq and is a predicted model, not a curated record. Gene Ontology annotation, biological process: peptidoglycan metabolic process; proteolysis. Bases 1 to 1458 code for a protein of 485 amino acids. Lineage: Eukaryota; Fungi; Ascomycota; Sordariomycetes; Glomerellales; Plectosphaerellaceae. The transcript has a single exon.
AUGAGACUGUAUCCGGCCCUCGGGCCCUUUUUGCUCCUGGCAGCCCGCGUCGCUGGCCAGGCCCUCGACAGCGAAAUCGAGAACAUUCUAUCCAGACCAACUUUCGCCGACGCCACAGUCGGAGUUAAGAUCCGGGAUCUCAGUAUCGACGAAGUAAUCUACACCCUUAAUGAAGACGUCUCCCUUACGCCAGCUUCCAACCAGAAACUCGUAACCUCCACCGUGGCACUUGCUAAUCUGGGCCCCGACUUUGUCUACAACACGACGGUCGUCGCGACCUCAGCAAUAGGCACAGAUGGCACCCUCGACGGCGACCUCUGGCUGGUCGGAUCAGGCGACCCGUCCCUGAACUCCAGUCGGCUAGCAGAUAUAGCCAAGGAGAUCGUCGAACAGACGGGACUGAAGAAGAUCACGGGUCGCGUGUACGGCGACGGUACCGUCUUCGACCGAGACCUCCUCCCGGUGGGCGUCCACCCCGACGACGAGGCACUCUACUACGCCGGUCAGGUGGCCGGUCUCAACUGCGACAUCAACGUCGUCUAUGUCACCGUGGCUCCGGGCGAUGCCGUCGGCGAUCCUGCCAAGGUGACGGUGAACGGGCUAGCACUGGAGGACGAGGCGUACGUGGAGAUCCGAUCCAGCGUCGACACGGUCGAGGCCGGCACAGGCCAAGGCGUCUCGUUUGACAGGUUGAGCGGAACCAACACCAUCGUUGUGGUGGGAUCUCUGUCGCUCGGUAUCAACCCACCGGCGUACCUGACUGUUACGAUUCACGACCCCACCGCCUACGCAGCGUAUCGGUUUGCCCUCGCUUUGAAGGAUGCGGGUGUAGAUGUCUCCAGAAUGCCGACCGAGCCGAAGGAGGCACCGGAUGAUGCGACUCGGACGCAGCUUGCUUCAUCCACUUCGGAGCCGCUGUCCGAGAUUCUCAAGCACUUUCUGAAAAACACCGACAAUGUGUACGGCGAGGUUCUCCUCAAGACGCUCGGAGUCGCAGCAGAUCCCGACACGCCGGGGAGCCGCGAGGGGGGCGUCGGAGCCGUGCGGGCAUACCUAGACGAGGAGGCCAUCGACACCUCCGGGGUGGAGACAGUGGAUGGAUCGGGCUUGUCGCAUUCGAAUGACCUGACGGCGCGGUUCCUCGACAACCUUCUCCUACAUAACCGCAGGUCGGUUCCAGAAGAGGAGUGGGACGUUUUCUUCGAUGCUCUCGCCAUUGGUGGGGUGGAUGGGACGUUGAGCGGGCGGUUCGUCGAGACCCCUCUGGUGGGCAAGGUCCGCGCGAAAACCGGCACGCUCUCGGGUGCCUCGGCUCUGUCUGGCUAUCUCUCAGCAGAAGGCGACAAGGAGUACAUCUUUUGUAUCCUGAUGAACGGCUUCACUGAUGCCACGGAGGCUCGGCAGGCGCAGGACGACAUCGUGACGGCUUUGUACAAUCCAGAAACAUGUCAUAGAUAA